This is a messenger RNA of Brenthis ino (lesser marbled fritillary), 1548 nucleotides long. NCBI's taxonomy places the organism in Eukaryota, Metazoa, Arthropoda, Insecta, Lepidoptera, Nymphalidae. The record is from the annotation of a GenBank genome assembly.
AUGAUGUCACUAUCAGCAAUUAUAGUUUUAUUUGUAGUACAAUUUGUGCAUAUUAAAUCAGCAAGGAUAUUAGCAGUUUAUCCAACACCAUCGAUCAGUCAUCAAGUGGUAUUUCGAAGUUUAACUGAUGAAUUGAUUAAGCAUGGUCAUCAGAUUACCGUUGUCACUACUGAUCCAAAAUAUCCAAAGGGACAAUCUCCUACGAAUUUAACCGAAAUUGAUAUGCAUGAUCUAUCAUAUGGAAUUUGGAGAGAUGUAUUGUUACGUUCUAAAUCAGCAGACCAUGAAAGUACAGCACUGGAAAUAAUAUUCCGAGGAUCAUCAAAUGUUUUUAAAGCACAGCUUAACACUCAGGAAUUUCAAGAUAUUAUUAAGAAAGGAGAAUAUGAUUUGUUAAUGCUUGAAGCAUAUCUCAAGCCAGUUCUAGUGUUGUCAGAAAUUUUCAAGGUACCUGUGAUCCUCGUGAGUUCUUUAGGUGCUGUAAAUGAAAACUUUCGCGCUGUAGGUGUGCCUACUCAUCCGUUUAUAUAUCCAAGUCCAGUUCAACGUAAAAUAUACAAUCUGACAAACUUGGAAAAGUUACAACAAUGGUACGAUCAUUGGACAAUGGAAAAUAUUUUUAGUGCAAUUGAUGUAGACGAUGACAAAAUGUUAAAAUCUCUGUUUGGUCCCGAAAUUCCAUAUAUAGAUAAAUUACUGAAUAAUAUUGAUAUGUUGAUGAUUAAUACGCAUCCAAUUUGGUUAGAAAACCAGCCAGUUCCACCUAAUACAAUAUACAUUGGUGGGUUACAUCUAAAGCCUCCACAGGAUUUACCUAAGGAACUGCAGUCAUAUUUGGAUACAUCGAAAAAUGGAGUUAUUUACUUUAGUUUUGGCACAAAUGUACAACCGGAGUUACUGCCACCACAAAAAAUACAGAUGUUUGUGAAUGUUUUUUCACAAUUACCCUAUGACGUUUUAUGGAAAUGGGGCUUAGAUACUUUACCAGGAAAAUCGGAUAACAUUAAAAUAUCUAAAUGGUUGCCACAGGCCGAUCUACUAAGACACCCAAAAGUAAAGGUUUUCAUCACUCAAGGAGGUCUACAAUCGACAGAUGAAGCCAUAAGAGCUGGCGUACCAAUGGUCGGUAUACCGAUGUUAGGUGACCAAUGGUAUAAUGUACAGAAAUAUGUCCGACAUGGAAUAGGUGUCCAGCUCGAAAUAAAUACCUUGACUGAAAAUGAAUUUAAAGAUGCUAUUAAAAACGUGAUUAAUGAUAAAAGUUUCCGAGAGAAUAUAAUCCGUUUACGAAAAGUCAUAGAAGAUCAGCCGAUGACGCCGGCUGAGCGUGCAGUGUGGUGGGUCGAGCACAUUAUACGUCAUGGCGGUGGAAAACACCUUCGUGCCGCUGGAGCCAAUAUGACUUGGAGGCAAUAUUUUGAACUAGAUUUAGUUUUCAUUGUUUUAUCUGUGAUAAUAUGUAUAUUAGCCAUAGGAUUAAUAAUUAUUUAUAGCUUAUGGAAAUUUAUUAUGAAGAACAUUAGUACUAAUACAAAAAUUAAGAGAAGU